Molecule: messenger RNA, 1896 nt
Organism: Sinocyclocheilus grahami
Lineage: Eukaryota; Metazoa; Chordata; Actinopteri; Cypriniformes; Cyprinidae
Gene: tspan4b
Product: tetraspanin 4b
Exons: 8
Coding region: 896-1594 (232 amino acids)
Cellular component (GO): plasma membrane
Source: RefSeq, a predicted model, not a curated record
GUGAAUUAUAUGUGAGUAUAAGUCCCCUACUCCCCUUGUAUCACGUUAAUAAAUUCACUUACAAAUGUUAAUAACAAAAAAGUGUUUAUGUUGGUUCGACAAAGGGUUAGUAGUGUGUUUAAUAGAUUAAACAUCUACAGUGUAAACAGAAAGACACACACAGUGAACUGCAAAGCCUCAAAUGUGCGUCUGCUGGCCACAUCCAUUAGGAUUGUUUGGACAAAACCAAGAGAAAGAGGGAGGGAGAAAGAUUCAGGAGAGGAGGGUCUUGGAAAAGAAUGGAUUCUCUGGAGACCAGUAGGAGGAGGAGAGAGGGAAAGAGUGAGAGGGGAGGGCUGAUAACUACAUCUGGAAGUUAUUUGGAACAAGAGAGGGAGGAAAAUAGUUGAUAGAAAAGAUAGAAAGCCAAGGAGAACCUGGAAUUAGUAAUUAGGGUUGAGGGAACACACUAACAAGCAAACAAAUACUUUGAUGUUGUUUGUUACCUAAAAAAAGAAGAAGAAAAAAAUAUAUAUAUAUUGGGAUUUCAAGAAGAGAGAAAUGAUAGGAGUCUGAAGGAAUUAAACAACAAAGAAAGAAAAGCUUGUGAAGAAUUCUGUAUCCGACAAAACUGCAAGACCAAUAUUUCAAGCUCAUCACUUCACAGAAGCCUUUAUGUUUUUUUGUACCUUAAGAAGAGCCAUUAACAACCAGAAGAACUGGAGGAAUCACAUCUGUGAUGUGGAUAAUAUUGAUCUAUGAAUAAUUAAAGCAAGAUCUCAUGAACUUCAUCACUACGAAGCAAAAAGACAAUACAGGAAGCUUUGGAGUAAGAACAAAGUGAAAACUCAACUCUGUUCCUCGAAACCCUUCAAUUGCCUGUCAGUCAAUUUUUCUGUCUCCAUUUAAAUCAAGAAUGUCUGUGUCACGAGGUUGUCUCUGCUGUGUGAAGUACCUCAUGUUUAUCUUCAACCUCAUCUUCUGGUUGGGAGGAUGUGGUUUAUUUGGUGUUGGGGUGUGGCUUGCCUUUACACAGUCAGAGUUUUCAUCUCUACCACUGUCCUUCCCUUCACUCUCCGCGGCCAACCUACUGCUUGUUGCUGGGGGCGUCACCAUGGUGACAGGGUUCCUAGGAUGCCUUGGUGCUCUGAAAGAGCAGAAGUGUCUGUUGAUGACGUUUUUUGUGAUCCUCUUGUUUCUAGUCCUGAUAGAAGUGGCACUGAUUUUGGUUUUGAGUGUGUAUCAUGAAGAGUUGGACAAGAAAGCCAAGGAUGACCUAAGAGAGGGAAUGAAAGACUAUCUCACAAAUGAAGGGCUAAAAAAAUCCUGGGACAACAUGCAGAGAAUUUUCAAGUGCUGUGGCGUGAGCAACCACACUGACUGGCACAACAAAACGUCCAGUGGCAAACUUCCUGACUCCUGCUGCAGGGAUAAUACUGAACGCUGCCAUCACUGGGAAGAGCCAUGCUAUGAGAAGGCCAAAGACUGGCUCCUGGCUAACAUAACCUCAGUGCUUGGGUUUGGAGUUUGCAUUGGAAUCGUUCAGAUUCUUUCUUUGGUGUUCUCCAUGCUGAUGUACUGCCAAAUCCUACGAGCAGAAAAAUACAUGGACUGACCCUACCUUUGCCCCAUUGUGCCAGGGGCUCUUUAAAACAUAAUUCUGAAUAUGUAAUAAAUGUUUAAACAGACUUGCCUAUUAGAGAUACUGGAUGAGAUAUGCAUGUGCACAUAAAUUAUGCCGUUGCACUUAGGAAGAAGCUCAGAUGAAUUUCUGCUAAAUUAAUUUACCAGGUAAAUGCCUAAAUAAUUAAAAUGUACUUAGGAAAAGAUGAUUAAAUGAAUAUAAACUGAAUGUAUACAGUAGGUGGAAAAGUAAAUCCUAGUAUUAUUGCAGUCCUUAAAUACCCUUAUAACUGC